CUGCUUUUCAUUUGUCGCCAGGUGGUUGCCUUAGCGAUGGACGGGGAGUCAGAACCAAACCCUGUCGGAGCAGAAGAGGCAGGGGAGCGGGUGGAGCCCAUGGAUGCCACUCCCUCCCCCCAGCAACAGACCACGCCCCCCUCAGAGGAGGCUGGGGAGGCAGUUUCCAUGGUAACAGAAGAUGGAGCCACAAAGGUUGGCACAGAGGACAAUGACGAUGAUGAUGUGGUUCUCGUAGGGGAGGAGGCUCCCCAGCCUUCUGCCACAACCCUUUCCCAAGACACACCCAGCACAGACUGCCUAGAGCCAGCUGCUGCCGUGGCCACUGUAGACACGUCCACGGCAGCGAUGCCUUCCAAGACCCCCAGUUCUCCUGCGUCUUCCAGCACAUCUACAGCGGCAGCACCUCCUAAACCUCCAACCACAGCAGCAGAGCCUAUCGUCAUCGACGACGAGGAGGAGUCUGAACAGAAAGACACUUCGUCCUCCUCACCAGCGCACCCUGGAGGCUCCUCUGCGUCCCACUCGCCAGGUGUACUCAGCAGCACUGAACCAGAUUCAGAGAUCAGGAUCGCCAGUGUCACCACACUGGGCUCCAGUAGCCAGAAAGGAAGCUCCACCGUUUCUGCAGUAAAUACUCCACCACAUCCAGCGGACGUCCAGGCAGACAUGAACCUGAUGAUAACCUCAGUGACAUCACUGCAGGGCGGGGCGGCGGCGGCGGCUGUCACAGUGGCUAGUGAGGGUCAGGCAGAGGAAAAUGGACUGCAGAUCAGCAGUGCAUUCAGCCUGAAUCCCGACACCCCACCUGGUCGACCAACAGCCUCCUUCAACCCUGGGCGGGGCUCAGGCCCCAUGGGCCAGCUGGUACAGAAUGGAGACACGGGGACGCACAACAGAGCAGACUCGUGGAUCUCUCAGUCAGCUUCAGUUCCUCGCAACCAAAAACAGACAGGGGUCGACUCUCCAUCACCAGCCACCUCCCUGCCCAAACCUCCAGGCCAGUCUUCCUCAUCUACUUCCUCCUCAGGCUCCCAGCCACAGCCCAGGACAGUCAAGGUGACCUGUGCUAACUGUAAAAAGCCUCUGAAGAAAGGCCAAACGGCCUACCAGCGUAAAGGCUCCACACACCUGUUCUGCUCCACCACCUGUCUCUCUGCCUUCUCGCACAAACCCGCCCCCAAGAAGAGCUGCACCAUGUGUAAAAAGGACAUCACAAACAUGAAGGGUACCAUCGUGGCCCAGGUCGACUCCAGUGAAUCUUUCCAGGAGUUCUGCAGCACGGGCUGCCUAGGUGCAUACGAGAACAAGCAAAACCCGCCCAAAUCAGGCCUCAAAACCAAAUGUACUGUCUGCGGCAAGCUCACAGAGAUCCGGCACGAGGUUAGCUUUAAGACUGUGACCCAUAAGAUCUGCAGCGACACAUGUUUCAACGUUUACCGCAGGGCCAACGGGUUGAUCAUGAACUGCUGUGAGCAAUGUGGCGACUACCUGCCUAGCCGAGCAUCAGCCAACCACUUCGUGCUGGUGGAUGGCCAACAGAAACGCUUCUGCUGCCAGAACUGCAUCAGGGAGUACAAGCAGGCCCACAGUAAACUUGCGAGCUGCCUGACUUGCAAAACGCUGAUCAAGACAGGCGAGGUGCUCCACAGCCUCGGCGCAGGCGGCACCAUGGGUUCCUACUGCUCUGUCAACUGCAUGAACAAGGGCAAACUGGCAUCAACCUCCUUCCUCAACACAGAGCCCACAUGUCACAUCUGUAAGAGGAAUUCAUUACCGCAGUACCAGGCCACGCUGCCAGAGGGAAACAUCCUCAACUUCUGCAGCUCACAGUGUGUUACCAAGUUCCAGAAUGCUACUCUUCAAACGGCCACCAAUGGACAGACGCCCCUCUCCACUACAAACAACACCGUCCAGCUAAAAUGUAAUUACUGUCGGGGAGCGUUCAGCUUGAAGCCUGAAAUUCUGGAGUGGGAGGAUAAGGUCUACCAGUUUUGUAGUAAGGCAUGCUGUGAGGACUACAAGAAGCUCCACUGCAUCGUGACGUUCUGUGAGUACUGCCAAGAGGAGAAGACGCUACAUGAGACGGUCAAGUUCUCCGGGGUCAAGAGACCUUUCUGCAGCGAAGGCUGUAAGCUGUUAUUUAAGCAGGAUUUUAUCAAGCGAUUGGGUCUUAAGUGUGUCAGCUGUAACCACUGCAACCAGCUAUGUAAGAGAGGCGUGACCCGGCAGCUCGGGGGCCUGACCCGGGACUUCUGCAGCGAGACCUGCGCCAAGAAGUUCAACGACUGGUACUACAAGGCGGCGAGGUGUGACUGCUGUAAGGUGCAGGGUAACCUGACAGAGUCUGUGAUGUGGAGAGCAGAGAUGAAGCAUUUCUGUGACCAGGAGUGUCUGUUAAAGUUCUACUGCCAGCAGAACGAGCCCAUCAUGGUCACACAGAAAGGCCCCGAGAACACCACCCUGGGGUUUGAAAUGCAAGGGGCAAAACUUGGGCUGGUGAACCAGGGUUCUGUUGCGUACGCUGGUGGAGGUUUGGUGAGGGAUGUCAAGAACAAGGCCGUGCUCUGCAAGCCACUCACCCUGACCAAGGCUACCUACUGCAAGCCACACAUGCAGAGUAAACUUUUACAGACGGAUGUAGACGAUGGUGUGAAGAGGGAGUAUGUUCCUGUACCCAUACCUGUGCCCGUCUUCAUCCCCAUGCCCAUGAAUAUGUAUUCCCAGGUCACUCCCACUCCAUUCUCUCUGCCUGUACCGGUUCCUGUGCCUGUGUUUCUGCCCACCACCAUGCAGGGGGCAGAGCAGAUCAUCCAGACCAUCAAUGAACUGAAAAACAAAGUGCCCUCUGACCCUCUGGAGGCCGACCUGCUCUCCAUGGCUGAGAUGAUCGCGGAGGACCAGAAGCCAGAUGUAAAGCCAGUGAAGGUGAAGCGGGAGUGUGGAGGGGAGAAGUCCUCCAGCAGCAGCUCUGAGGAAGAGAAGGAGGAAGAGAAGGAGGAUGAGAAGGGGGAUGAGGAGGAUAAGUACGAGCCUGACCUGGACCUGGAGGCAGACUUCCCUCAAGCCUCAGACCCUGUUCCAGUCCUGGAGGGAAUGGAUGAGGACAUGGGCUUCUCUCUACCUCCAGUCCUGACGGAGGAGAAGGAGGAGGAGCAGGAGAAGGAGAGACAGUCGGCACCUCGACCGCAGCCCAGAAGACAAGGGAACAAGAGGCAGGCUGUAGAGGAGAGCUCAGAUCUUGCCUCGUCCUCUUCUUCCCAUCCGACAGGACGAUCGCUGCCUCUCAAAGCUCGCUAUGGCAUCCAUGCCUGGAAACGCUGGGCACUGUCUCCUUCUGACCAAUCAGAUGACACCAAAGUAAAGGACUGCUCCAAACCAGCCCGGACUAAAAGUAACUUGUUGUCGCUGAGUUCAGAGGAGCUCAACCUGGCUCUGUCCCGGUUUGUAAGGGAGGUCUGCAGGCCCAGUGGGGAGCGCUACUCUCCAGACAGCAUCCUCUACCUCUGUCUGGGGAUCCAGCAGCACCUCCAUGCCAAAGGUCGGAAGGAUGACCUGUUUAGUGACCCAUGCUACCAGCAGUUUGGGGAGGAGCUUAACAAGGUCCUGAAGGACUGGCAGCCCAGUGUGCUUCCUGAUGGCUCGCUGUGGGGUCGAGUGGAGGAGCAGAGCCUGUGGAGCAGCAAGCAGCUCGGGGAGCAGAGUCCCGCCGCUCUGCUCCGCUCUCUGGUUUACCUGAACACCAAAUACUUCGGCCUGCGCACCGUGGAGCAGCACCUCCGCCUCUCCUUUGCCAACGUCUACGGCCCUGACACCGUCCAUCCUGUCACCAAGGAGACCACCGUCUGCAUCCGCGUGCCUUCCAUCUCUCAGGAUCACCAUGUGCAAACAGAAUCUAGGAAGAGGAAGCGUAAAUUGGAGGAUGGCGAUCAGGACUAUGAACCAGACGACGACUCAGGAGGCUCCACUGUACGCUGCCCGGUUAAGAAACACGAGUGUGACCUAUAUGACCUCUACAGAUCUAAGUGCCCGGCGUUGUUGCGGGAGCGUCUGGAUGUCUUUUACGUUCAACCGGAUCCGGCCUGUAGUCCUGACGACCCGCUGUGGUUCAGCUCUACACCGCUGGAGCGACGGAUCCUGGAGAGCCUCCUCACCAGAGUCCUCCUGGUCAGGGACAUUUACACAGACAAACAACACCUGGAGGAAGACGAGGAGGAAGAGGACGGGGGUGAAACAGUCGGGGGAGAAUAGCAGUUGGCUAGGACUUCUGUUAGUAGAGCCUGAACAGUCAGCAGAGGAGCAAGCAGAGGAUAGCUAGUGUUUGCUCCUCCCCUGUCGUGUCAUCCAGUCCUCCUUCCCUUCCUAGCUGACUUGCUGUUUCCUCCUGGUGAGGGGCGUCCACAACAGGGAACGUGAGAAAGUAGAGGAUGAUGAAGAGAAGCCCAAACUUGUACUUCUGCUGAUAAAUUCACCAACGGAGGAGGAGGAAUUCAUCUUACCUCCAAUCAUAAACUAGAAGAAGAGGACGGACACACGUGUGUCCUGAUUUGUGAUGGGAACUGGUUCAGUUUAAUAGAAUGAGGAGGUGGAGCUGUAAUUUGUUAUCUUGGGGUAAACAAAGCUAAAUCAGGUAGUAAACAAAGUGUAUUGACAGUUAUCAUAUUUUUAAGACAGGAUGGCUGUUGUGCAUUACCGACAACUCUGAGAGCCUAGCGUGCUUAUAGUGCUCACACAAGCAGCUUACAAAUACUCAAACUUUUAACACAGAAUCAUGCUUUAACAAAGGUUAUCAGCAGCCACCAGGUGGCUACAAGAAGGAGGCCUAACUGAGGCGAAGGGACAGGAUGUCGUGGAGACAUUCUCUCAGUCUGCCUCAUGUCCUCUGCAUCCCUCUGGGUAGAAAAAAGUGAGUGGAGUGCUUAGCUUCAAGAGAGUAACUUAAUUUUUAGAAAGAGAAUCAAUAAGCAUGGGACAAGGCAGACAAAGGGUCUGGGUGAAUCCAGAGCCACUGCUCAGGAGGAGGGGAGUAGGAAGAGGAAGUGCAAGGCUGAUGCUGUGUCCACAGAGUGGGAAGUUGAAAAUUCCCAGCUGGAACGUUCCAUCUUUGAUACAAGUGGUACUUCUGUUCCCAAUUUAGCAGCUAAUAAUACUAUAAGUGCUACUUUACAUUACACAUUUCUAUUUUCAUGGAUGAUUAAACACUAAGUAUUCAACAGGAGAAAAAUAUUCGAUGCACUCUCCAAUAAGUUAAUAUUUUAGUUAAUAUUUUAUCCUGUUUCAUCACCAUAAUAUUUCGUACAUUAUCACAUUACCAGACUACAAACUGCAGCAUCGCUCUCAAAAAGUGCUCACACCGAUAUUUAUUUACUUGCAUCAGAAACAUGACAAAAUGCCCCUUACACUAGCAGGGCAGUUUCAUGGGAUAGGAAUAUUAUGUGACCAAGUCCAGUAAAGGGAUGUAAUCAAGUGAAAUCACCUGUGUGGGUAUGUAGGGCCCUUGAGGUUGUAAAAAAGCUGAAGUGUAUCUCGAUUGUCAGCAUUUUAGGUCAUGCUAUGUGGCACUAACAGUGUCAAAGUCCAAGAAGUGCAUAAUGGAAUCCUCAAGCGUAAGAAAUGUUGCCAUGUAAGGCAACAUUUUCGAAUUUCUGACUUUCCAACAUGUCUGGAACGCAGCAUCAGCCAGGGCAAUCCACCGUAUCACACACAUCUCAAUCACCCGGGCUGCAUUCAUUCCAUCCCAUCAUCCUGCUCUCAGCUCUUCCUCUGUCAGUACUGCUCUCAGGCAAAACCGUUGCACCACAGAGGACUGAGCUCAGAGGGGCAGGAGUCAGGACCGAUCCAGGACAGUAAGAGAGGACUGACUCUAAACCUUCUGUUAUCUCUCAUCAGACAGACCCGACUGGCUGUGGUGUGGGGUAAAGGCAGCCUACAGACAUGCUGCAUUUCUUCAUUGGGGGACACUUUCAUUCAUGCAAUGUAGCAUUAUGUGCGUACUAAGCCCAGAUUGGGUUGCUUUGAAGUGUAAAUAUCUGAAACAAGGCGGUUAUUUGAACUGGAGUCAACACAGAGGGACACUGUGGUUGGGGAAAAGAAAAAAAACCUUCAGCUUGAAAACCCACCUCCUGAGAAGCCUUUUUAAAAAGACCACCUUUACGUUGGGAUUUUUCUGGGUGCCAUUUCCUUCUCAACCGUCAUCAUUGAAAACCCUGCUGCAGUCCUGCGCCCUCGCCUCUCUUUCCCAUUAGAGUAUUUUGCAGGAACCUGCUAAACAUGAAGGACACUGAUUAUUCAGAACGCGACAGACUAUUUUUAAAGUUUCCUUUCUGCAUUCGUCCCCGUGUUCGUAUUUUCAUGGCAUUUCUCAGUUAUUCUUAGUCUCCUUUAAACUUAAUAUUGAUUUAGUUUGAAAACUGAGCACUUGUUAAUAAGUGCCCUCUUCUUCUUCCCAGAUGUUUUAGAGUGCUAGCACUGCAAAGCAAAAGCUUGUAAUGUAAUAAAGAACUGGUUGGACAUUUGAAUUUUCUUUUUAAUGAACUAAACUCGUGUUUUCUUCCCGAGUUACACUAUCCAUUGUUUCUUUGAUAUUUUUUUAUUUAUAUGGUUAAAGUCCCUUUUUUUUACUUUUGAGUUUUAUUUGAACUGCUUUGAUUGUUUCAAUAAAUUUGAGAAAGUGUCAUCAAUUUACUUAAUCCAGUGAAGAUUAUUUGAGGAUCUUGUUUCUACUUCCUUGAUCCCUUAUUGACUUUAAUUUAAUUUGGGAAAAUACUUUGAGAUGCAAAGCGGGCUUCAUUUUACACCAAACAAAGAUGUUUCCACAACCAGUGCUCAAAAUAUAAGGAACACCCUCCAGAUGUUUGACCCACCAUGUCUCUAAUUUCUCUCAGAUUAAAAAUGUUUUCUCUGCAUGAUCCACAUGACUGCUCCUCCUGACUGAAGUGGAUUUACCUGGAGAACAAGGUCAGGGAACACAAUGUCAUAGUUUAUUUUAUCUAAUGAGCAGGUGUUCCUGUUAUUUUGUACACUUGACUGUGCAUUCAGUGGUCUUGAACUACAUUUCAGAAGCAAAUGUGGAUUUAGAAGGAGGACAUUGGUCUGGAUUUCACCAGCCCAAAAUCCAAACCGUUAAACCUGAGUGGAAUUUAACAAAACUGACGCGGGAUCAGAGGACCCUGGUUAACCUGGCUGAUUUUCCUGCUGGACUCAGAGGUAGUGACCAAACCUGCAACAGGUUUGGACCUACAGUAGACGCUGUGGCUGGCUUUAAUGCCUAAUGUGAAUGUGCCUAUCUGUAUAUACUGAAAGUGAGUGAUUGUGACUUGAGUCUGAUGCUAUGUGUGUGGGCUGAUCUGCUGAUACGGUCAUGUUAAAUAAAUGGUUUCAUUUUCUAAC
Morone saxatilis (striped sea-bass) is the source of this 7389-nucleotide messenger RNA. RefSeq names its product zinc finger, MYM-type 2 (gene zmym2). Lineage: Eukaryota; Metazoa; Chordata; Actinopteri; Moronidae. Gene Ontology annotation, molecular function: zinc ion binding. The transcript is spliced from 25 exons. The coding region runs from base 37 to 4251 and encodes 1404 amino acids. The record is from RefSeq and is a predicted model, not a curated record.